AUGAGACCAAUGAGAACAAUGAGAACAAUGAGACCAAUGAGAACAAUGAGAACAAUGAGACCAAUGAGACCAAUGAGAACAAUGAGAACAAUGAGAACAAUGAAAAAGAUGAGAACAAUGAGAAAGAUGAGAACAAUGAGACCAAUGAAAACAAUGAUAACGAUGAGAACAAUGAGAAAGAUGAGAACAAUGAGAAAGAUGAGAACAAUGAGACCAAUGAAAACAAUGAAAACGAUGAGAACAAUGAGAACAAUGAGAAAUAUGAGAACAAUGAGACCAAUGAGACCAAUGAGAAAGAUGAGAACAAUGAGACCAAAGAGAACGAUGAGAAAGAUGGGAACAAUGAGACCAAUGAAAACAAUGAGACCAAUGAGAACAAUGAGAACAAUGAGACUAAUGAGAAAGAUGAGACCAAUGAGAAAGAUGAGAACAAUGAGAAAUAUGAGAACAAUGAGACCAAUGAGAACAAUGAGAACAAUGAGAAAGAUGAGAACAAUGAGAACGAUGAGAACGAUGAAAAAGAUGAGAACAAUGAGACCAAUGAGAAAGAUGAGAACAAUGAGAAAGAUGAGAACAAUUAGACCAAUGAGAACAAUGAGAACAAUGAGAAAGAUGAGAACAAUGAGAACGAUGAAAAAGAUGAGAACGAUGAGAACGAUGAGAGCGGUGAGAACAAUGAGAACAAUCAGAACAAUCAGAACGAUGAGAACGAUGAGAACGAUGAGAGUGGUGAGAACAAUGAGAACGAUGAGAACGAUGAGAACGAUUAGAGCGAUGAGAGCGAUGAGAGCGAUGAGAACGAUUAGAGCGAUGAGAACGAUGAGAACGAUGGAAUAA
Messenger RNA from Lottia gigantea (owl limpet), 837 nucleotides. RefSeq lists its product as hypothetical. The transcript has a single exon. The coding region runs from base 1 to 837 and encodes 278 amino acids. Lineage: Eukaryota; Metazoa; Mollusca; Gastropoda; Lottiidae. The record is from RefSeq and is a predicted model, not a curated record.